AUGUCGGCAAUCGAGCUUCCACUUCUCACCUCCGCAAACAACGCCGUGGUUCUCUCCUCUGUCGCCGAAGCUUUGGUUCUUCAAACCGUCAUUGCUACCGGCAAAUCCCUCGCUUACCUUCUCGUUGCGACUGGAUCUCUUCUUACAGAUGUCAAUAAUUUGAUAUCACCAAUGGAUGGAAGGUUUCCUUUAGACCAGCUGUACAAGGGAAACCAUACUUGUGAAGAGAACAAAGAUGGAAGUGAAACAGAGGAUGAUGAUGAUGACGAUGACGAUGAUGAUGUGAAUGACGAGGAUGACGAUGACGACGAUGAGGACUUCUCUGGUGAUGAAGAUGACGAUGAAGCCGACCCUGAGGAUGAUCCUGUGCCUAAUGGUGCAGGAGGAAGUGACGACGAUGACGAUGAUGAGGAUGAAGAUGAUGAUGAUGGUGACGACGAGGAUGAUGAAGACGAGGAUGAAGAUGAAGAGGAUGAAGAUGAAGAGGUGGCGGCUCUUCAACCACCUACUAAGAAGAAGAAAUAA
Vicia faba (fava bean) is the source of this 525-nucleotide messenger RNA. Lineage: Eukaryota; Viridiplantae; Streptophyta; Magnoliopsida; Fabales; Fabaceae. The record is from the annotation of a GenBank genome assembly.